GCUGUGGUGCCAUGUGGAAACGUCCGCCCUGCAUGCACCUGCGUGUGAACACCAACAGAGGCAAAGGAAGGGAAGAAGAGAGAACUGGAAAAGAAGAUAAAACAUUCCACUAAUCACGGAGAGAACGUCUUGUGAGGAGCGGAGAGCAGAGGGCAUCGGCUAGAGAAUAAUGGCAGCACCUGACCUAGUGGACCCCAAAUCCGCCACUCACAGCAGCAAGCCCCGCCGCUCCUUCUCCGCCAAGUCAAUCACACUGAGCCCCACAGAGGAGUGUCAGGCUAUUGCCACGGUGAUGAAGUGGAAGACGGUGUCGGCCAUUUUCCUCCUGGUGGUUCUCUACCUGGUCGUUGGAGCUGCCGUCUUCAAGGCCCUAGAACAACCCCAUGAGAGUGCUCAGCGCCUGGCCAUCCUGACUCAGAAACUAGACUUCCUCUCUACACACUCCUGUGUAAACCACAGCCAACUGGAGGAACUGGUCAAGCAAGUGGUGUCAGCGAUCCGUUCAGGGGUGAACCCAGCCGGGACUCUGACCAAUCACAGCAGCCUCUGGGACCUAAGCUCCUCUUUCUUCUUCGCUGGAACUGUCAUCACUACCAUCGGAUUUGGGAACAUUUCCCCCCAUACGGAGGGAGGGCGUAUCUUCUGUAUCAUCUAUGCCCUUCUGGGCAUCCCUCUGUUUGGCUUCCUGCUGGCUGGAGUAGGAGACCAACUGGGAACCAUCUUUGGGAAGGCCACCGCCAGGGUCGAGAAGAUGUUUGUGCAGUGGGAUGUUAGUCAGACCAAGAUUCGUGUCCUCUCUACCGUUCUCUUCAUUCUGUUCGGCUGUCUGCUCUUCGUGGCGCUGCCGGCAGCCAUCUUUAAACAUAUUGAGGGCUGGAGUGCCCUGGAGUCCCUCUACUUUGUAGUCAUCACCUUGACAACCAUUGGUUUCGGGGACUUUGUCGCAGGUGGUUCAGAGAUAGAGUAUCUGGACUAUUACAAGCCUGUGGUGUGGUUCUGGAUCCUGGUGGGUCUGGCGUACUUCGCUGCUGUACUCAGCAUGAUAGGAGACUGGCUCAGAGUCAUCUCUAAGAAGACCAAAGAGGAGGUAGGGGAGAUCAGGGCUCACGCAGCAGAGUGGACGGCUAACGUCUCGGCAGAGUUCAAGGAGACUAGGCGUCGCCUCAGCGUUGAGGUCUACGACAAGUUCCAGCGAGCCGCGUCAAUCAAAAGCAAAAUGUCAUCCGAGCUGGGCCUAAACUCUGACCCCGAGCUCACCCCACCCAAAAGGAAGAUGUCCGUCAACUUCACCAAUGAAUUGGAUCGGGAGAAGGAGCCGGUGUCCCCGCCUGUUACCAAAAAUGGAAGUCCGUUCCUAAACGGGAAGGGGGUGGACCCUAAGAGAGGUGACAUUGCUAUUACACCUCAAGUAGAGGUCACAACCUUUCACCUCUGACUCUGCUUCAGCACAAGCCACGCCCACCUGGUUACAACAACCAAUGGCAGCCAUCUUUCAGCACAAAGUGGAUGAUGUCAUUGAUAAACAACUGCCCUUAUGACGGACUAUAUAACAAUAUAACACUAUGAAUCAAUUAUGAAGCAUUUUGAUUUUGAACUACAACCGAAUAACAACAUGAAUUGUGAACUGUGAACAGAUGUAUCUGAAUAGAAGAGUCAUGUUUGGGGAGUAAGGUCAGGGUAAGGUCAGGGCAAAGCUGAAUCGUCAUCCUAUUUCCUGUAUAGUGUUCUACUUAAUGGCCAUAACCUCAUAGGGUUCUGGUCAAAAGCAGUCAACUAUAUUGGAAAUAGGGUAUAACUUAGGACACAACCUUGGUUUAUGUAUACAAUUUAUUAUGUUGCCAAUGUAUGAGGAAUAUCAGUGAGUAUUAGUACGUCUCUAUGCCUUGAGUCAGAGUAUGGUUCGGUUCUAUAGGGUUCUAAAGGGUUCCAAGAGGGAACCUUUCCCUGACUGUUAACCAGAACCGGACCACUCAGGGUUUUUUUCUACUGAAGGAACCACAGCGGUGCCUUAGUCCUUUUCUACCAUGUGAAUGAACAGACAAUGAUUUCUCUUGUCGAUCAUAACGCUCACUCUUGUCAUUUAAAACAACGAGACAGUUUGUCUGUAGAACUACGUGGCUGUAGUCCUCCGAGCUGCUCCAGGGAUGCUGGGUGUUUGGAGCAUCAAAUGGAUGCUCCAUUCCACUAGGACUGUUUCUGGACAGAUAUUUUAACAUUGGAAAAAAAACGGAGGCUUAUGUCUUUUGACAUAAGUGCCAAUUAUUUGUGUUAUCAAAACGUCCUACUACAGUACAUGCAACAUCAAUGUGAACCAAAACUCACCCUCGCCAUGAUGACAAAAAAUGGCUGCCUUGCUUCGACACAGUUCCUAAAUCGACAGUUCUGUUCAACAUUAUGUUGUCGUAUUCAGAGCUAAUGCCAAAUCUGAAGGAGAUAAAAAAAAUAUUUGAAUUUGGUGGGUGCUUAUAUUUGUCCUAUUUCACACAUGUACGAGUAUAUAUUAAUUUAUUAAUUGGAAAUGUGUUUUUUUGCAUAUCCCAAAUUUUCCUGAGGCAGCCUCGGAUAGUGGGGUAACAGCCAGGGUCUGCCAUAAUCAACGGAAACCCUUGAGCAAUUAGGAUUAAGUGCCUUGCUUAAGAUCACAUCAACUGAUUUAUUACCUAGUCAGCUCUGGGAUUCAAACUAGCAGCCGUUCAGUUACUGGCUCAACGCUCUAACCGCAAGGCUACCUGCCGCCCUAAGAUGAGGGUGUGGUGGUUGACUGUUAAGAUACCUGCUGUGUCCAGACCGUAAAAUCAGAUCCCUAUAUCAUGUCUUUCUCCGUAAGGAGGUGGAGGAAGUAGAUCCACAUGGUUCAUCGAUCUGUUCAAUGUCUCAGCUAGCUCUCCGCCACCGCUCGUCAUCCUUAUCCAAUUAGGAUUGAUUUGUUUUCACAUGACUAUCUGUCUUUUCAUAUGAUACAUUAUCUUAUAGCAAUCCUUUUUAUGUUCAAUCUAAGGUCUGUUUGAAUGAAACCAUAGUGGGGUCAUUGAGAAGGAGGAGGAGGAGGAGGAGGGGUUUGACCUAGCCGAUGUGAACUAGCCAGUGAGAGCUAGCCAUCGUGCAGUGACGUCAACCGCCCGGAGAUCUAGUCAACUGUCGCUCGCAGAGUGACGAGCUGGUCGGCAUCUUGCUCUGUCAGUAACACGGUUGACUUGAGUGCAUGAGUGUUGCUGUGGGUUUGAGUCCCGGGUUCCCCGUACAGGGAGGAACUCUGUUACAUCGAAUUGGAUGUGUUGCAGACGGAUACACAGGCCAGAUGACUUUGAAUGUUACUUGAAACGUUACAAACGGACAAAGAGCUGAUGAAACACAGUUUUUUACAGGCAAAAAAAAACACCAACACAUGAAAUCAUUCAGCAUUACACGCACACUCACAAACACACACACACACACCUGAGGGGUUCUCUCUCACACACCCUGUGUACACCUGCCAUUCAACAAUGCACUUUUAUUUUACCGCUUGUGUUUUAAAGUUACAACAUUUUUAUUGUUUUCACAGCUAACACUAUUCACCAUGAAGGCUUUUGUAUCGUCGUUAUGCGGAGAUAAACUGUAACUGUUCUCUUUCUAGCGAUGUUGCUGCCUGUCUGGCGCGCAGUCCACAGAGCUGUGAUGUAAUUCAUUAGCACCAGUGUGAAACCACGGCUACCGUUCCAAUGUCCACACUUGUAUCCCAUCUAGAAUGCAAGCUUAAUAAGUGUCAGGCGAGAUGCUAAAGUGGAUAUUGGAACAGAUCCUGUAUGUGAAAUCCAUGACACAAAAAACUAUCAUUUCAGAGAGCGCUACUAUCUCUGACUGAACACCAUUAUUUAUUAGGUAGUAGAGAGAUAUACAGACCUGCUAUCUUAAUUUGAUUGGUCUGGCGUUGCUGAUGCUGUGCAGCAGGAAAUGCUAAUUAUAUUGUAUUCAAGGUUUAAGGUCUAAAGUUUGGAAUUUCCACUUUAAAAUGUCAGACUAGAUUUGCCCUAAUGAAAAAUGUAUCAACCACUCGUCUCAGCAUAUCCAAUUAUGAUUAAGUCCAUUAAUUACAAAAAUUUCCAUUAAUUGUAAACCACAUAAUUCCCAUUUCCUGCUGUGAGAAGCAAGGUAAAAUCAAGAGUGCAUCUAUUGGGGAGUGUGUUAGGGGGAUAGAGAACAAUGAAGUACUGUAAUAACAUGGGUUGUGUCUGAAUACCCAUUCUUGCAUUGUAAAUACUGUAGUAUUCGUUUUGGGUAUGAGGAAAUAGAACAUUUUAUAGUAUUUGAGAGUUUGAAAAAUUAGUAUGAUUUAAUAAAUCCCAGGAUGUUAUACUAAUUUCGGCUUUUCAUGAAGUAGAAUUCGCUGCACGUUAGAGAGGAAGAGAAUCAUAUUUCCCGACUCACGUGUGUUUGACAACAGCCGACAAUCACAAUAAUAGAGGCGCAACUAAAAUGAACAAAUGACAAGGUAAGAUAACAAGGUAACGAGGAAGUAGAUGCCGUCUUCUCAGUAUGUUAUUUGUUGCUUACUGCAUAUAUUUUUACUAAACAGCAUUUUCUUAAUAGUAUGUACUACUAGUAUUAGCACACGGUAUGUCGUUGUAGUAAGUAGUAGGCAUGAUAUAGGACACAGCCAUGGUCUUACAAGCCUGGGGAGAAGUGAUUCCGGUCCUGACGAUGUGUUGCUUGUUGUUUCCACGGCUGUGCCAUAGUAGUGGCUUGGUCUGUCUGUCUUUUGCAUUUUCUCUGUCUGUGUUACUGUCAGGCCUGGGUCCAAUAUGCAUUUGUUUUGUUCCAAAUACUUGAGGUGCAUUUGAUUUAUCAUGGCUAGCACGCAGAGUUUGCACUUGGUACUAUUCCAUAGCUAACUAGCAUUAGCACUGUCGGCUCCAAAACUGUGGUAAAACCAGUUAAAAUACUCUACAGUAAAAGUGUAUAUUUUGCAUUUUUGUGAAAUAAUUUUUGAUGUGAUAUGAAAGUAGCUGGCUUUAUUAUUUCCUGAACUGUACCGCAAUUGAGAAUCGAUUCACAUUUAGAUGGAGUAUUUGGUUGUUUUGGCUGCCAGAGCCAAUUCCCCCUCUUACAUAGAACAUGAAAGGUCCUUGGACUACAAGGAGGAGGAACGUUAGGCUCCUUAUAGUCCAUUAUUGGGCUUGGGCCAGACAAGCUAAAUCAAGCGCAUACGAACUGUGUAUUUGGCCCAUGUCUGGCUAUUAUUACAGUAUCAUUAGCUUUGACUCUAACAUGGGUUACUGAUGGCUAUUAAUUAACAUGUAUGAACUGUUAUUAAGUGUUCUGCAAAUACAACACCAGAUAUGUUAAGUAUUUUAUGAUUGUUCAUCUUUGUUUUGUUUGUUUUAUUUUAUUCUACACUGUUGGCGCUCUGGCUGUUCGGCCCAGACUUUGUCAUCUACAGUUAAACGUUGAUUCUGAAAAAAAAACGUCUGUAGAACCAGUCUAUAUAACUGAUUUCUUUCUUUUUGAUAUA
Molecule: messenger RNA, 5488 nt
Organism: Oncorhynchus mykiss (rainbow trout)
Lineage: Eukaryota; Metazoa; Chordata; Actinopteri; Salmoniformes; Salmonidae
Gene: kcnk2a
Product: potassium two pore domain channel subfamily K member 2a
Biological process (GO): potassium ion transmembrane transport; stabilization of membrane potential
Cellular component (GO): plasma membrane
Molecular function (GO): outward rectifier potassium channel activity; potassium ion leak channel activity
Source: RefSeq, a predicted model, not a curated record